Vigna unguiculata (cowpea) is the source of this 861-nucleotide messenger RNA. RefSeq names its product protein LAZY 1. Gene Ontology annotation, biological process: regulation of auxin polar transport; gravitropism. The record is from RefSeq and is a predicted model, not a curated record. Lineage: Eukaryota; Viridiplantae; Streptophyta; Magnoliopsida; Fabales; Fabaceae.
AUGAAGUUAUUUCAAUGGGUGCAUCGAAAACUUCGGCAGAAUAGUAUAGAACCUUUCAAGGAUUUCACAUUUGGAAACCCUUGUACUUGCCUUACAGUGAAGCCAACACUUGACAAUCAAUACUCCCAUACAAAGCCAUGCUUCAGCUCCAAAAAUCAGCCCAGUUUCUCAAAGUCACACAAUCAGGAAAAUCAAAUAUCUUAUUCUGGAUUGGUUGACAGCCGAGAAGAUAAGUCUCAAGAAGAAACACCAGCAAUAUGCUCUCAGCUCUUUGAAGGUUUCCUAACAAUUGGAACACUUGGUACAGAAACAGACACCAAUGAACCAGGAACACCAACAUUUGCUAAGCCUUCGGGAAACAUACCAAUGAGAAGUGAAGAGGUGACAGAAAAUGAACUCAAGCUCAUAAGUUAUGAGCUCGAGAAAUUUCUAGAGGCUGAAAGAGAAGAAAGUUUUCAUGAUUCAUCAGGAAGAAACAGCUAUGUUAGCACUAUCACACUUAGUGCAAAGGAAACAGAUGGACCCAAAGCUGAAGAUUACAGAAACAAAGCUGUAUGUCCACUGCAAGGAUAUUUACUGGGGUCCUCAUUUGAACUACCAGAAACAAAACAAGUAAGUAAAAAGAGAGCAUCGUUAGCUGAGCUACUUUAUAGGACAAAGGCAACAAGUCAAGAUUGUAUAGAGACAGGAAUAAGAGGUGAAACACAAGUCAAGGAAACACAUAAGUCUGCUGCCAGGCAUAUUAUGAGAAAGGUAUUGAAAAGGGUCUACAGUUCUUUAGAAAGCUGCAACACUUCCAGGAAAGAUGCUGAUUGUGCUUCAACAAAUAAAAAACUCCACAAGGUUGGUCUCUUAUACUAG